Naegleria fowleri is the source of this 3390-nucleotide messenger RNA. RefSeq lists its product as uncharacterized. Lineage: Eukaryota; Heterolobosea; Eutetramitea; Acrasida; Naegleriidae. Bases 1 to 3390 code for a protein of 1129 amino acids. Gene Ontology annotation, molecular function: actin filament binding. Gene Ontology annotation, biological process: cortical actin cytoskeleton organization; actin filament network formation. The record is from RefSeq and is a predicted model, not a curated record. Gene Ontology annotation, cellular component: cytoplasm; cytoskeleton. The transcript is spliced from 3 exons.
AUGGAUGAAUCAGAGGAUUUUAAGACAGCCUUUGAUAAGAUAUGUUCCUUAUUCGAAAUAUCUGAAUCAAGAAUUGAUAAAUUCUCUCUUCAGUUCGACAAUCCCAGCACUGGAACCUAUUACUUUCGGGACAGCACAAUUCCCAAAAGCACUUUGACCAAGGAGAAACUAAAAGUGUUCCUAAAAUUGAAACCUGAAUUAAAAUCAAGGGAGUACAUUUCAAUCCUCAAUUCGGAUGAUAAAGUUGGGAAAGGAAAGAUCCUUUUCCACCUCAAAGAGGCCCUUCAUGACACGACCUUUGCCGAAGAAUUUAUCUCAAUGAACGGAAUAGCCAUUCUAGCAAAAGAAGUGGUUAGGCUGAAAGGAAAUCUUCAAGGCUACUGUUUGGCAGCUCUUAGGUCGGCGCUCGUCUAUGUUUCAGCUAUGAAUGUCAUCUCCCAAUCUCCCUCAACCGUUGCUGAAAUUUACAAUUUGACCGAUACCUCCCAGCAGAACGUCCAAAUUCUUAAAAAUGCCCUCGAGUUGAUGAUCGUGUUUUGCAGCUACUUGGACAAUGGCAUCAAAUUGGUGAAAAGAGCAGCUAAAGACAUGGCUUCAAAAUGUAAACAACAACCUUUUCAAAAUAUUAUGAAUAUUCUCAAGAGUGAUGAUCUGAUGGUUCAAGUUAAUUGUCUGACUCUAUUGAACGUAAUGCUCUCCAAAGUAUCCGAUCAGAAGAAGAGAAAAUUAUUGUUUACAUGGAAGCAAGCAGAUUUGGAAAAUGCUCUUGAUUAUGCAAACAGAUCCGAAUUUCCUGCAGUAAAGGAGCAAUUGAUGAUUUUCCAAAAGAUUUCAAAAAUUGAAAUUCCACGUUCAUGGUUUGUUUGUGAAAAGGUAAAACGAGAAUUGGACAAGAUGACAUGCAAGUAUGAACAAACACAAGAAAAAUUAUUUGCUUACCAAAGACAGCAAGCAAUGAUCAAGGUAUUGAAGCAAGAAGUUCAACGUUGCUAUGAAACCAUUAAUUUAUUUUCAUUUAAAUUUGGUUUCACUGAUAGAAUAUGUACUUCUCAAAGAAUAGAUACAUCUGCUUCACUUGAAUACACUCCUGAUAAGAUUGUAGAUUUGAGCAAAUUCCAAAGAAAAUCGUUAGAAAUGUCAGAGCAAUAUCAAAUGCUAUCUCGAACAAGAAGAGAAUUAGUGAAAAUAUUUCUCAAUGAUCCUGCUUUCUCAGAUCUUAUUCCAAAGCCUGAACAGCAAAAACCACCUGAAGAUGACUUAUUUGCAAGUGAUUCAGAGGAUGAGAAGCCUACCGAUGAAGCACCACCUCCAACUCCUGAAGAAGCUCUCAAAGAUGAGGAAAUUAUGAAUUUAAAAGCUAAAAUUGAAGAGUUGUUAAGCGAAUUAAAUAAUGAGCGAAUGAAAAACAUGACACAGAGUGAACAGGCCAAAAAACAAUUGGAACUCAUGCAAAGCGAAAUUAAUCAAGCCAAUAAGUUGUUGCGAGAAGCAGCUGAGAGCAAUAAGAAGAAUGAUAAGAAACGUGCUGAGGAUACGGUUUCACCCUCUGUUCCAUCUGAAAGCUCUGGAACAUCUGCAACUCAAGGCAAUGAGGUCGGCGAUGAUUCCUCUAAGAAGGUUGGUUCAUCGAUUCCACAGCCACCAACUGCCAGUAGCAGCAGCGUUCCACCACCACCACCUCCUUCUUCCUUCUUUGGCCAGCAGAGCCUUAUUCCACCACCUCCACCCAUGAUGACUGGCGAUGUUCCACCACCUCCACCCAUGAUGGGUAACGUUCCACCACCACCACCACCUUCAUUUGGAGUUGUACCACCACCACCCAUGAUGGGUAGCGUUCCGCCUCCUCCAUCAUUGAGUUCAGCAAUUCCACCUCCUCCAAUGAUGACUGGCAAUGUUCCACCACCACCUUCAUUUGGGGUUGUACCACCUCCACCCAUGAUGGGUGGCGUUCCACCACCUUCAUUUGGAGUUCCACCACCAUCAAUGAGCUCUAACAUUCCUCCACCACCUGGUAUGGGUAUGGUUCCUCCACCUCCAGGAAUGGGUGGUGUUCCUCCUCCACCUGGAAUGUUGAACUCGGGUGUACCCUUACCACCAAUUGGUAUGAUGCCUCCCAUGAUGAACUCUUUGUCUAAACCAUCUAAACCAGUUAUUAAGCCAACAAAGAAAAUGAAACUAUUUACAUGGGAGAAGCAUAAUGUUAAUAACCCAAACUCUAUAUGGAACAAAAUUGAAGAGGCCACAUUGGACGCCGAAGAAUUUGAAGAAUUGUUUUGUAAGAAGGAACGUAAAAUCGUUCCUAAAGAAAGGAGAGAGAAAGAGCCAACAGAAUCCAUGUUGUUGGAUUCUAAAUUGUUCAACAAUCUUUCAAUCAUGCUUAAAAAACUACCAAAGGUUUCUCAUAUUGAACAAGGAAUCUUGAGUCUUGACUCUAACAUGCUCAGCUAUGAACAUAUUGAGUUGUUAUUAGGAAAUAUUCCUGAAAAAGAUGUUCUCAACAAUUUUAAAACUGCUUGUAAGACCAAAGAUGAAAGUCUCUAUUCAGAACCUGAGAAAUAUGUUCUCAUGAUUACAUCUAUUCCUGAAUAUGAAACUAGAAUACGUUGUUGGAUGUAUACAUUACAGUUUGAAUCUGGUCUGGUCAUUGUUGAAAAGCCAUUGCAAACCUUUGAACAGUCUUUGGAAGCUCUUAAAAAAUCACAACAUUUCAAAGUUUUAUUAGGAAUUGUUUUAGCUGUUGGAAAUUACUUGAAUGGAGGAACGAAAAAAGGUCAAGCUGAUGGUUUUGGCUUGGACGUUCUUCCCAAGCUUGAUGAAACAAAAGAUAACGUCAAUGGAUCUCUUGCUGAUUAUUGUGUUUUGAAGGCAAUGAAAAAAGAUGAAAACUUUGCAGAAAUUCUAGAGGAAUUUGAAAUAUUUGGACGGUCUAAAGAGUUUAGCUUGGAAGAUAUCAAAAAUCAGGUUGAGAGUCUAGUGAACAAUUUGAAUGACUUUAAAAAAAAGAUUAAGACUGUCCAAGGAAAGGUUGAGCCAGAUGAUAUCUUCCUAAAAAAGAUGUCCGCUUUCUUCAAAAAAGCUAAAACUGAUUGUGAUAAUAUUGAGAAGAAGUUUGAAAGCUUUAAGAAAGAUUUUAAUGACUUGUUAAAAUUUUUCUCUUACAAGGAAAGUGACAUUGCAAAGAUUGAUACCAAGGACUUCUUUGGAAUUAUUUUCAACUUUGUAGAAAUGAUCAGAAAGUCCAUUGAUAAGAUUAAGAAGGAGCAAGCAAAGAAGCAAAAGCAGCAAUUAACAAAAGGACAAGGCGCAAAAAUCUCAUCAGCCGUUGGGGGUGAAGAUGCAAUGGCUGCUCUUGUGGAUAAGAUUAAGAGUGAUCUUAAAAGUAAACAAUAA